Molecule: messenger RNA, 3073 nt
Organism: Sinocyclocheilus grahami
Lineage: Eukaryota; Metazoa; Chordata; Actinopteri; Cypriniformes; Cyprinidae
Product: LON peptidase N-terminal domain and RING finger protein 1-like
Exons: 12
Coding region: 1-1695 (564 amino acids)
Molecular function (GO): ubiquitin protein ligase activity; protein binding
Source: RefSeq, a predicted model, not a curated record
AUGAAAGUGUUGGUUCAGAUCCAUAAAGUCCCUGAACGUAUCACAGAGAACUCUAGUAAUGUGUGGGUGCGGGUGUGCCAUGCCGAGGCUCACAGAGGACUGAAACAGUACCGUCAGGCUUUAAAAAACUGGGAGUCCUGCCUGAUUGCUACCCCAUCCCCAGAGGGAUAUUUCCGGAAAGCAAAAAUUCUCCAAGAGAUGGGUCAUGUAGAUGACUCUCUGCAGGUCUUCCUUCAGUGUUUGGCAUUGGAUGAAAACUUCCAUCAGGCCAAACAAGAGGUGGAAUUGAUCUUGCAUGACCUGUUGGCUCCGGCCUGUGAUAAUGUCAAGGUUGGUUUGAGAGAGACAACCCACAACACUUCCUCACACUUGCGCAGUAAAACCCUGGUGUCCGAGGGCCAGGAUCGAGACCAGCAGACCCAGUUGCAAGCCCAGCACCAGUCUGGCACACAGGCAGCAUCUCCACACCAGCCCCUUACAACCUCAGAGAAACCAGGUCGGUCUGAAAGUCUGGAGCGCUCCGGCCUGAGCAGAGCUCACUCCCUUCGUGCUCACGGGAUAGCAGGAGCUGUAGAGGAGGGGCUUAAAAGAGUUAGCUCCGCCCCACAAUUGGGUGACCCAGAAAAAGGCGCACUGCUAAAGAGGAAGCUUUCUGUGUCUGAAGCAGGGCCUGGCGUGGCUUACAGCCACAGCAGUAAAUAUAAAAAGCAAGUAGCGAAUGCCAGUGCAGCUACUCCUGUGGUUGCUGAGGAAACCAAGUCCCAUCGAACCUUGCCAAAAGACCUGCUGGACCCUAAUGAUUUUGAAUGCUCUCUCUGUAUGAGAUUAUUUUAUCAGCCUGUCACGACACCCUGUGGCCACACGUUCUGCAAAAACUGUCUGGAGCGCUGUCUAGACCACAAUCCCCAGUGCCCUCUCUGCAAAGAAAGCCUAAAAGAGUAUCUUGCCUUCAGAAAGUACACAAUCACACAAGUGCUGGAUAACAUCACUAAGCAGUAUCUAUUCAAGGAACAUUCAGAAAGACUGAAGCUGCAUACAGAGGAAACAAAAGAGCUCUCAGAUUUAACAAAGAAUGUGCCCAUCUUUGUUUGUACCAUGGCCUACCCCACUGUGCCUUGCCCCCUUCAUGUGUUUGAGCCACGAUACCGUCUCAUGAUCCGACGCUGCAUGGAAACCGGGACACGUCAGUUUGGCAUGUGCAUCAGCGACCCCCAGAAAGGGUUUGUGGACUACGGCUGCAUGCUCCAGAUCCGCAGCGUGCAUUUCCUCCCAGAUGGGCGGUCUGUUGUGGAUACAGUCGGAGGAAAGAGGUUUCGCAUCCUCUCACGUGGAAUGAGAGAUGGAUACUGUAUCGCCAACAUCGAGUAUCUGGAGGAUAUGAAAGUAAAUGAUGAGGAGGAUUUGGAGAAGCUACAAGCGUUACAUGAUCAGGUGUACGACCAGGCCCGUAAAUGGUUCCAGAACCUGGAGAACCGCUUCCGGAACCAGAUCCUGCAGCAUUUUGGGCCCAUGCCAGAGAGAGAAGCUGACAUCCAGGCCACACCUAAUGGUCCAGCAUGCUGUUGGUGGCUACUAGCUGUUCUUCCUGUGGAUCCACGCUACCAGCUGUCUGUUCUUUCCAUGACAACACUAAAAGAGCGACUAGUCAAGAUCCAGCACAUCCUCACCUACCUGCAGAAACUUUCCAGCGACUAGAGCUUCCACACAGAUCUCUGUUUCCACCAGCUAAUGUCUGUGUCCUUCUGCUGGCCAACAUGCAAACACUCUAUGGUGCUGACUGAUGAAGAACUAAUGAGAAUUCAAGGAGACUCCACUGAAAGCCCGACACCGAUUUCUGUCUGUGGGCUUAGAUGUAAUUCAUGCCGAGAGAGUUAUAAGAACAAAGUGUUUUUGUCGUUUCAUAGCGAUCUGUUCAUCGCCAUCUGACUUUUCUUUGUGCGGAUCCCUGUAGUAUUUAUUGUCGAACCGCCUGUCCAUUCUCAUUUAGGAGAAACAAUCUACUUAAUCUCACAUUUCCGUCUAAUGCCCGUAGCCUCCAUACAGUGCUUUGAGGGCAGAAAUAUUGCUGGAAAGCAUUCCAACAUAUUCACGCCAUGCUUUGUGUGUGUGUGUUUUGAAAUGACAGGGAGCAUCUGCAAAAACUAAUCUUCAAGGUAGAUUUUUCGGCACCAAGGUAGAAGACAAGACCAUUUUGAAUAUCUUUUCUUUUUCUCUUGGAAAAACAAAAGCAGAAAUAUCGCUUCCAAGCAUCCAACCGAGCUUUUGCACAAGAAGUCACUGUCGCACAACAGCUGAGUCGCCUAAGACAGAGAAAACUCUGACGAUGCACUUAUAUUCAUUUGUGUUACUUUUGCAGUAAUGGACGUUAAUGAAGCUUGCACUGUCCCGUCCUGUCUCAGAGAUGGGCACGAGACUUCUGUUUAGAAUAGAUUUAUUUCUGCCGGGGAAAUAAUUAGGACUUCCAAAUAUCUCGAUAGUUUCCUUUCAGACGUAUCAUUCAUUUGCUGUGGGUUUGCUUUGGUCAGUCAAAACAGCAAAAUCAACGUGUCACCAUAUUGCAAGUGUCUCUGUUAGUUACAAGCUGCUCUGUCAAAUUCUUUAGAAGUCAUUUUUAAGAAUGAUGCUGAGAUAUUGAUGUAUUUUAUUUGAGUAAACAAAGGGAAACUUGCAAUAUUUUGACAGAUGUAGACAAGUAAAAAAACAGACUAUCGUUGGCUGCAACCAGCACCAUACUGAAAGGAGAUUUAUGUUAUGAGUUAUGAAUGCUAACUCACUAGCUCAUACCUGUGUGGUGCUUGUUGUGUGCAGACUAACUUUUGCCUUAUAAUACCUUGUUGCGUUCUGCUCCUACGGUAUAAUGCAUGGGCUUGGGUUUUUGCAUUCCUGUUGGCGGAGAAUUCAUUCUGUGGUUUAAUUUACUUCAUUUGCCUCUUGGCCACAAUCCUUUAAGUGUGUAAAAUAUGUCAGAUAACGGCUUUGUUGUAUGUAAAUCUUUUUGUUUUGAAAAAUAAUUUUUUUUUUACAGCUCUGCUAAGAUAUUUAAGUUGUCAAUUUUCAAAUAAAAUGCACAUCU